UGAAAAAGAAGCCACUUAUGGUAAUUUAAUAAAGCAAGCUUCUCUGAGGUCAACCCUAAACCGAGGCGAAGUGUGUCAAGCAGGGUUCCCGAUGAUAACAAGAACACUCUUCCGGUUCAAAUUCACAAGAGAAAACAAAUAUGGUGGCCUUUGACAUCUCUCUCCAGGGAUCAGAAUACGAAAGCAAAUGGUCCUUACGCAAAGGUCAAUAUCUGCUCAGUUUGGACAAACAAGGCUUUAUUUUCUCUUGUCCAGCCAAAAGUGUUUCUAUUGUGAAAACUCUGGUGAAGAAAAGUGGAACCCGUCAAAAAAGUCGCAAGGAAGGAGAUUAUUAUUUUCUUCAAUUUGGCGAAUCGUGUCCAAGAGGAUCUGGAGUGAUUCGAAUCUUUUCAUCUCAGGUCUAUGAAAUUGCUGCGGCUGUGGAGUUUAUGUUAAAACAUAACCAGCCUAAGCCUAAAGCCAGUCAGACUCUCGAUCGGGACAACAAAAGAGUCCAUGUUCAAUCAAUGAAGGCCCAACCACAAACCGUGGGGGCUGAGCAUUCUUCUUCAGAAAAAGGCAUGUUCAAGUGGAUUCAUUCGGCAUGGAAGAAAAUCUCAUCUAAAAAGACCAAAGAGCCACCAACAUCAAUGCCAAACACGCCACUUCCAAUCAGAAGAGAUUCUCUCGAGCCUGAAGAAGCGUAUGAGCCAGGAUCAAAUAGCGAUUGCAACUACGAAUAUGAGUACGUGUAUGAAUAUUGCGCUCCAGUCAUCGACCGAAGUUUAAAAUGGCAUAAAAAUAGCGCCGCUGCCACGGAAUAUUGUGAGGAUAUCUUGGUACAAGUGGACCCUGCAACCAAUGGCCGUGUGUUGGUGAAUGAAAGGGACAUCUAUUCCACAUCACAAGCUCCCCGUAAGCUUGGGAAGGUUGGCCCCCCUCAAAACAAUCCACAGCCAGCUCAUGAACCUGAUCUAUAUAACUAAAUGUGGAUGGAUUCAGGUGUUGCAAGUGUUGCAGGUUGCAGGAGGAGUUAAAGCAUUUCGCGUUUGGAGCGCUUGGGAUUUUCCCUAGAAAUAAUGACUAAUAUCAUUCAUGUCGAGUUCACAAAUGAAAAACAUGAUGAAUAAAAGAGAUGAGAAGCCUACCGGGUUGAAGCGAAUAUUUUCAUCCAUUUAGGAGUCUGAGCUCCAGAUUUGUUAUCGUCCUGAUUGGGAAAUCCGACAGAACCGAAUUCUAAAUGUUGCUUGUAUCGUCGUUGUAUUAUGUCGUUUUCUAAAUUGAUCCGUUUUCUUAUAAGCAUUGAUUGAACAAGAUUCAAAAAGUGAAUAACACACACUGAUACAGCUAAA
Molecule: messenger RNA, 1331 nt
Organism: Tigriopus californicus
Lineage: Eukaryota; Metazoa; Arthropoda; Copepoda; Harpacticoida; Harpacticidae
Exons: 3
Coding region: 141-965 (274 amino acids)
Source: RefSeq, a predicted model, not a curated record